Setaria italica (foxtail millet) is the source of this 1829-nucleotide messenger RNA. RefSeq lists its product as uncharacterized. The record is from RefSeq and is a predicted model, not a curated record. The coding region runs from base 157 to 1383 and encodes 408 amino acids. Lineage: Eukaryota; Viridiplantae; Streptophyta; Magnoliopsida; Poales; Poaceae. Gene Ontology annotation, molecular function: protein binding. The transcript is spliced from 2 exons.
UGCCAGGGGCUAGUGGGCUCGUCUACCUGCUCUUCUCACCGAGCACGGCAUAGCCGCAUAGUCGCCCCUCGCCCUCGCGGCCUCGCCCAGUCGCCCUAAAUCCGCCGAGCCCCUUUUCCCCUCCCACCGGGCGCCGGCGGCCGAUCGCCUGGCGCCAUGGCCUCGCCGCCGCCACUUCUGACCCUCACUGACGAGCUCCUCGAGGAGAUCUUCCUCCGCCUGCCGGGCCCGACGGAUCUCGCCCGCGCCUCCACCGCCUGCGCCUCUUUCCACCGCGUCAUCACCGACCGCGCCUUCCUCCGCCGCUUCCGGGGCAUCCACCCGCCUCCCCUGCUCGGCUUCGUCCCCCGCGGUCAAGAUGGCUUCUACCCCGCGCAGCCGCCCUACCACUCCGCUCCGCUCGCGCGCGCCGUCGCCGACGCCGCCGACUUCUCCUACUAUUUCGUCCCCAUUGGGCGAUGGCUCAAACCCUGGCGUCCCCGCGAUCUUCGCCAAGGCCGCGUCCUCCUCGAGUGCCUUCCCAAGUACGACGAGCGCUACCACUUCCACAGCGUUGUCUUCCUCAGCGACCUCGAUCUCGCGGUGUGUGACCCCUUGCACCGGCGAUACGUGCUGCUCCCUCCCGUACCACACAAGAUAACAGCUCAGCACGGGCUCCUCGUUGAUUUCGAUGCGUUCCUUGCUCCCACCGGCCAGGAUGAGGAGGGGACGUCGUUCCAGGUGAUCUGCACCGCGCGGAAUGAAACUAAUCUGUUUGCAAUUGUCUUCUCUUCUGUCACUGGACAUUGGUGCAUCGCUGCAUCUCCCAGCUGGAGUUGUUUGGGCACUGAAGUGGCCUUUGACAAGUUGGCCUAUCCCGAUUAUGCCAACGGCUGCUUCUACUGGACGCAGGACUGGUUUGGCAAGUUGCUUAUGCUUGACGCCACCAAGAUGGAGUUUUCAAUUGUCAACAGCGUUCCGUCCAGCAACCUUAUUGAGGGCAACAUCAAUUCAGGUAUUGUAACGGGAGCAGAAGGACCACCUUUGAUGUUCUUCUUUGGUACGCACAGUGAAGAUGACUCAUCUGAUCUAUUGCAUAUCACUAAGCUCAAUAGCAGUGAACCUUCUGGGGAACAGCAUUUGGAGAGAAUUAUACCAUUGGCCAGAAAGUAUAGGUAUUCCAUCUGUGGUGCGGUUGAGGGGUUCUUAUUCCUUCAUGGCUUUCCAGAAGGUCAGCACUCAGUACGCCGUCGUCGCCACUCUUGGAAUGUUCCAAACAGAGAAUAUCUUUUGCUGGAUGUCAAGACUUCUGAACUUAAGAAGGUCUGUGAGAUGAAGCAUGACUUCUUCAGUGUCCAUGCCUACUUUGGCUUUCCACGGUCAUUGUCAAAACCAUGUAUAUGAAGUGGACUGAUGCGCUAGCAUUCUCUGGUGGGUCUACUUAUUUGGGUUAUUCUUCUGGCCCAGCGAAGAGGCAUGGAGGACGGUUAAUGUUGGUGCUGCACUUCUUUUCGUGGAUUGAAAUUGACUUGAGCCUUGGUAUUUAUCGGGACUUGCUAGCGCUCGUAUGUCCGGCGGGAGCAACUCCCGUCGGACGCAUGCAUCAUCAUCCAUUUUAAAUCUGACGGCUACAGUAGCACCAUAAUAAAUACCACUAAUUAUCCAACAUUCCGUUGCAACAUCAAAACAAAAUAGCUGCAAUAUCAAAAAUCUAUGGUUGCAACAUGAAAAAGAUGCAAAAAAAUAGCUUUACGUAAACAUAAUAUUCGUGAGGGAAAAUUCCUACCGCAACAUUGAACACAUGUUUCAUGCAACAUUUCCAAAAAAUCAUCAUAUGUUGAGUUGGGGUU